Eimeria necatrix is the source of this 1326-nucleotide messenger RNA. RefSeq lists its product as hypothetical. The annotation marks the transcript as partial. The transcript is spliced from 3 exons. The record is from RefSeq and is a predicted model, not a curated record. Lineage: Eukaryota; Apicomplexa; Conoidasida; Eucoccidiorida; Eimeriidae.
GAGCGUUUGACGCUGCACGUGCGGCAGUGCCAGCGGCACGUGCGGGUGCAGGUGCUGCGGCAGGGAGUUGUGGGGUCGGAAGUUGUGGGGGAAGCAGCAAUUCGAGUGAAAGCAGAUUUAAUUGAUUUGGGAUUUCCCAAAAGACAAAGCUACGCACUUCUGCACGAGGGCAAGGUCGCCUGCAAAGCCAUCGUGAGACGCCCGCCACGCAGCAGCAGCAGCAGCAGCAGCAGCAGCAGCAGCAGCAGCAGCAGCAGCAGCAGCAGCAGCAGCAGCAGCAGCAGCAGCAGCAGCAGCAGCAGCAGCAGCAGCAGCAGCAGCAGCAGCAGCAGCAGCAGCAGCAGCAGCGGCAGCAGCAGCAGCAGCAUAGCAGUAGCACUGUCGUUUCACCGGCUGGACACUUCGCACGUGAGUCUGGGGGAGUUCCAGAUGUCGCCGCUGAUCCACCAAGCCCUGCUGCAUGCGCAGUACGAGGCGGAGAGUCGCGGAGAACAUUUGAAGUUGGACAUUUCCAACAUGAGUGAACUUCAAAGACUUCGUUUUUUCGCCAAAGUCCUCGAGGGGCCCCUCAAGCUCAUGACGGGGCUGGGGGCCUCCUGGGCCCCCCUCUACUUCAAGGCCACGGAGCGCCGCAGCGGCAAGUGGGAGUGGCAGUACUGGAACUCCAAGGAGGAGUGCCUCGCCGGGGAGAAGAAGAAGGGGGGCUAUUCGUUUUUGGCAAUAAGUUUGGUGCUGCCGGACAAGUACGACCGGAACACUUUCUACGUGAGGUACCACAACCAAAAAGGAGUUCAAGACUUGUUUUUUCGCAGAGUGGACCGGGACCGGAACUUGUGGUCCAAUGGUCUUUACGAGUUCAUUGAAAAGCUGCGGGAGUAUUUGGAGAAGUCCCCGGAGUUGCCAGCAGCAGAGGCUUACUUGGAGAAGAAGCGGCAGCUGGAGGCGGGCAGCAGCAGCGAGAAGCAGCGCAGCAGCAGCAGCAGCAGGGCCGCUCGCGCGGCCCGCAGCAGCAGCAGCAGCAGCAGCAGAAGCAAAACCCAAGACCUCUCCGACAUCAAACGCAUUGCCAGCCCCAGACAAACAGCAGCAACAGAACAAGAGAGGCCUCGAGUUGCUGCUCUCAAACGCAGAAUGGUUGAGGGUUUGAUGGUGGAGUCUGUCACUGACGACAGCAACGACGAAGACCCCGACUCCCCCCCUGCAGCAGCAGCAGCAGCAGCAGCAGCAGCAGCAGCAGCGGAGGGGGGGGGCGCAGCAGCGCAGAACACCGCUGCCACACCCACGCUCAACGAAGAACCAACCAAAAGCUUCAGCUCCCAAGACUGA